UUCAUCAUAAGGCAGAUACACGGAUCGAAUACCGUCGUUUAAACAUUGGAAAUUAUCACACAAGACAUUGUUUUAGGAUGAUGGACAGACUGUGUAUUUUUCCAGGCUGCGGAUUUGUCUUUUUCUUUGUCAUGGUGCUGUACGCACACGGAGAUCUGAGCUAUUCUGUACAGGAGGAGCUGAAGCGCGGAUCUGUUAUUGGAAAUAUUGCUAAAGAUCUCAAGCUGGGGGUGGACAGACUGUCUCAUCGCAAAGCGCGUGUUGACAUGGAGGGAAACGACGGGAAAUAUUGCGAAAUUAACCUUCAAAGUGGAGAUUUAUUGGUUGCAGAGCGAAUCGACAGAGAGGAGCAUUGUGGAGAAAAUCCUUCGUGUGUUUUUAAAUUCGAUCUGCUAUUAGAGAAUCCAUUGGAGUUACACCGGCUGUCUCUGCAGGUACAGGACAUAAACGACAAUGCACCGCUUUUCCCGAAGGAUACAGUGAAGCUGGAAAUCACAGAGUCAACCAUGAGAGGAGCCAAGUAUCGCGUGAAUGCAGCCCACGAUGCAGACAUAGGCAAGAAUUCUGUUGAAAGCUACAUUUUAGAACAAAACCCUCACUUUGUGUUCGGAAUUCAGACGACAAGUGCUGGUAGGAAAUAUGGUGAGUUGGUUUUAAAACAGGAGUUAGACCGAGAGGAUCAACAGGAAAUGAAAUUAUUGCUCACGGCUGUGGAUGGUGGUUCUCCUCAGAGAUCCGGGACUGUAAUCAUACAUGUCAUUGUACUUGAUGCUAACGAUAACGCCCCAGUGUUUACUGAGGCCGUAUAUACAGCCACAAUACCAGAAAACUCACCCAUGAAAACCAAAAUUAUGACUGUAAGUGCAUCAGAUAUAGACGAAGGUGUUAAUGGAGAGGUCACUUAUGAAUUCAGUCGACUGUCUGAUAAAUCAAGAAAGAUUUUUUCACUGGAUGAGAAAACGGGAGAGAUCAGUGUGACAGGUGACAUAGAUUAUGAAGAGGGACACAAAUACGAAGUGUUUGUUGAAGCCAAAGAUGGUUAUGGGCUCUCUUCAGAAGCUAAAGUGAUUAUAGAUAUCACUGAUGUGAAUGACAAUGCUCCAGUGAUAUCAUUGAAGUCGGUGUACAACCCAAUACCCGAGAACGUAACACCUGGUACAGAGGUGGGCCUCAUUAACGUGCAGGACAGAGACUCUGAAUAUAAUAAACAAGUCCACUGCUCGAUUCAGCAAAAUGUCCCCUUUAAGUUAGUUCCUUCUAUUAAAAACUAUUAUUCUCUGGUGACCACAGGACAACUGGACCGUGAACUAGAGUCUGAUUACAACAUUACAAUCAGUGCCACUGACGAGGGCUCUCCACCUCUGUCCUCCUCUAAAACUAUUCAGUUAUCUGUAGCUGACAUCAACGACAACCCACCUGUGUUUGAGGAACAGUCCUACAGCGCAUAUGUGACUGAAAAUAACAAACCUGGCUCCACUUUAUGUUCCGUUACUGCUCGAGACCCCGACUGGAGACAAAACGGUACAGUGAUUUAUUCUCUGUUAACUGGUGAGGUGAACGGUGCCCCGGUGUCCUCCUAUGUAUCAGUGAACGGAGACACGGGGGUGAUCCACGCUGUGAGGUCGUUUGAUUAUGAACAGUUGAGGAACUUUAAAGUCCAGGUGAUGGCCAGAGACAACGGUUCUCCUCCACUCAGCAGUAACGUGACCGUCAGUGUCUUCAUAUCUGAUGUGAACGACAACUCUCCUCAAAUACUGUAUCCCGCCCUCGAGGGCAACUCCUUCAUGACUGAGCUGGUCCCCAAAGCUGCACACGGAGGCUCUUUGGUGUCCAAAGUGAUAGCAGUGGACGCGGACUCCGGACAGAACGCCUGGCUGUCCUAUCAUAUAGUUACAUCCACUGACCCUGGACUUUUCACUAUUGAUGUCCACAGUGGAGAAAUCAGGACACAGCGGGACAUUUCUGAAUCUGACAGCAUGAAACAGAACCUUAUUGUGGCGGUGAAAGAUAACGGACAGCCCUCUCUCUCUGCCACCUGCUCCAUGUAUUUAAUUAUUUCUGAUAACUUGGCUGAGGUGACAGAACUGAAGGACAUUUCUUAUGAUGAGAAGCAUUCCAAACUGACCUCUUAUCUGAUCAUCGCCCUUGUCUCUGUGUCCACUUUUUUCUUGACCUUCAUCAUCAUCAUCAUGGGUGUGAGGUUUUGUCGCAGGAGAAAGCCCAGACUGUUGUUUGACGGAGCAGUCGCCAUCCCCAGCGCUUAUCUCCCUCCUAAUUACGCAGAUGUUGACGGCACAGGAACUUUACGCAGCAAUUACAAUUAUGACGCCUACCUGACAACAGGCUCUAGAACCAGUGACUUUAAGUUUGUGACAUCUUACAAUGACAACACACUGCCUGCUGACCAGACUCUGAGGAAAAGUCCCAGUGACUUUGUUGAUCCAUUUGAAGACUUAGAGGUAGGAGCCUUUUACGCUUCAUGUCAAAAGUGCUUAUCUUUGGAUUGUUUGUUUGGAGAUGGUGAUGCUUCUCCUGUGGCAGGGACACUUUCCAUUGCCAUGACAUAA
This is a messenger RNA of Solea senegalensis (Senegalese sole), 2567 nucleotides long. Its product is annotated as protocadherin beta-15-like. Gene Ontology annotation, cellular component: plasma membrane. Gene Ontology annotation, biological process: homophilic cell-cell adhesion. The coding region runs from base 78 to 2567 and encodes 829 amino acids. Lineage: Eukaryota; Metazoa; Chordata; Actinopteri; Pleuronectiformes; Soleidae. Gene Ontology annotation, molecular function: calcium ion binding. The transcript has a single exon. The record is from RefSeq and is a predicted model, not a curated record.